AUGGACGGGACGGGCGCGGACGGUGAAAACAAGGAGCGGGCGGCCGGAAAGCUGACUAAGGGUGAUGAGUGCCAGGAUGAGGAGGACAACGUGUUGCAGUGUAAGGAGCACUUUGUGGUGGAUCAUGAGCGCCCAGGUCAGUCAGGGUCCCCUGAACACUGUGAGAGUCAUUACUUUGAUGGGACUGAAAAGGAGACGAAGGAGAAAAAAAGUACCAACAGAAGUGGAAUGUCCACCAAGAAAGCACCAAGUGGAAUCCCUGGAGCUCCCUGCAGGCAGGACGAGGGUAGCCCAGCUGCUUGCCAGUCAUCCAAGUGUGCUGAAGCCCAGCAAUCCUACGAGGUGUCUUCAGUCUUGGAAUCCAGAAGUAGCCACGAUGCAACCAAGGAGGAGGGAAAAGAGGAAAAGGAGAAAAAAGCCUUACUUGAGAAUCCAGACAUCCUAUCAUCGGUCAGGAAGAAGUCCCGCACCUUCUAUAAUGCAGAGCAGCUAGAAGAGUUGGAGAAGGUGUUCCAUGAAGACCACUAUCCCGACACUGAGAAGAAGAUGGAGCUUGCAGCUGCGUUUGGUGUGAUGCCAAAGCGAAUCAUGAUCUGGUUUCAGAAUCGCAGGGCAAAGUGGCGGAAAUCGGAGAAGCUGAAUGCGAAAGGCAACAGAAAACAUCCAACAUCGUCACCUCUGUCACAUGAUUGUGGGUGGGGGACCUACUCUGUUUUCUCGUCUUUCCACAACAGGGCACCUCCUCUGCCUGUGCCUCCGUUGCCUGAUGUUGCUCGUGACCAAUCUGCUGUGCUGAGAGGAAACGCUGCAGCUGGGAACUGCUCCAGCCUGCUCAGAGCACAGCUUGCACCACUCUCCUCUGCCUCAGCCUCCUCGGUGGCAGGAACGGUGGCAUCUUGUGAAGAAGUUCAGGCGAAGAUGUCGCUACAGCUCGGUUUCAACUCCAGCAGAGUGGACAGCUUCAACUCCAGCAGAGUGGAGUGCUUCCCGAGCCUUCCCGGCCCUCCUCCCGUCCGCAGGGCCACCAACCUGUCCUUCAACCCCCACAGCCCUGCUGUUUCCAUGGCGCUGGACACUCCCAACAGUGAAUGCUGGUUGUCCAGUCAGGAAAAUGGCUCCAGGGAGGCCUUCACUUACAACAUCCAGAAUCAAGGCUUUAGUCCACCACCCUCCUGCCGUUACCCUGAGCAGCUGGAGACUGCAGGGAACCUGGAGACCAUGUACCGCCAGUACAGCAGCCAGGGGGGAAUUUACCAGCUGUCCCAAUAUUCCCAGCAGCACCAGCUCUCCCAGUUCUGCCAACUGCCAGAUCACCUGGCCACCAAUUUACUCUCCAGUGACCACCUCCCUCCUCCAACACCCACUGAGUCCCAUUCAGCUUUCCUGGCCUUACCUGGUAACACUGGAGCAGUAACCUAUGGAGCCACACAAGACUAUGGACAAAACCACAUGGGGGGACAGCUUGUGCCGCAGCAGUCAAGUGGAAUCUCAGACAUCACUGCCUAUCAGGCUGACCCUUGGAGUGAUUUCUACAUGCAGGAAGCUCAAUUCUCAAAUCAGCUGCACUCCCAAAUGCCAUUUUUUAGCACGGCAGAAGGACAGAACUUCACAGAGCCAUCUCUUCUUCAAGUGCCCAAUGGAACAGCACUGGGAUCCAUGUCACAGGCUGGAAAGCAAAAGGGAGUCACACCAGAUCAGAGUUCAAACCAGAGCCACCAAACAGAGCCAGAGUUGGCAUGGCCAUGGCUCGCUGAAAGAGAGAUGAUGUAGAGUGUUGUAACAAGAAAGGAGACACCACCGUUGGUAACUGAAAGGCCAGCUGAUUCUUUUUUUGGGGGGAAAAGGAAAGAAUUCCAAGACAGCAGCAGCUCCUAUGAAUGCAGGAUCAAAACUGUGGCAUGAAUGGGAAUGGAACUUCCUUUUUUCUGGUCUGCCAUCCGAGGCUGGUCCCGUUAUCCUGUACCUGGUUCUUAGAUUCAUCUGUUCAUAGAAAGGGGGACUUAGAAGUCAGUAAA
Molecule: messenger RNA, 2015 nt
Organism: Chiroxiphia lanceolata (lance-tailed manakin)
Lineage: Eukaryota; Metazoa; Chordata; Aves; Passeriformes; Pipridae
Product: homeobox protein NOBOX-like
Exons: 8
Coding region: 1-1770 (589 amino acids)
Biological process (GO): regulation of transcription by RNA polymerase II
Molecular function (GO): DNA-binding transcription factor activity, RNA polymerase II-specific; RNA polymerase II cis-regulatory region sequence-specific DNA binding
Source: RefSeq, a predicted model, not a curated record